Paecilomyces variotii is the source of this 744-nucleotide messenger RNA. Its product is annotated as cytosine deaminase-uracil phosphoribosyltransferase fusion protein. The record is from RefSeq and is a predicted model, not a curated record. The coding region runs from base 1 to 744 and encodes 247 amino acids. Lineage: Eukaryota; Fungi; Ascomycota; Eurotiomycetes; Eurotiales; Thermoascaceae. The transcript is spliced from 4 exons.
AUGGCGCAAACCAGACCCGAAUCUGCCCCCUCACCAGCGCAAGGUGUGGGCCCGUUCUAUAGACCGGACGAUGAGAAACCAACUGCGACUAUCUCGAAGGCUGUCUCCUAUGAGAACGUCCAUGUCCUUCCUCAAACACCUCAAUUGAUCGCACUAUUGACUAUGAUUAGAGACCAGAAAACUGGGCGUGCGGACUUCAUAUUCUAUUCCAAUCGGAUCAUUCGUCUACUAGUGGAGGAGGGCUUGAACCAUCUCCCCGUUGUGGAGCAGUCUGUCACAACGCCAGUCGGUCGAUCCUAUCUGGGAGUGAGGUUCCAGGGAAAGAUUUGUGGUGUGUCAAUCAUGAGAGCAGGAGAGGCCAUGGAGCAAGGACUAAGGGACUGUUGCCGAUCCGUGCGCAUUGGAAAGAUUCUGAUACAGAGGGAUGAGGAGACGUGCAAGCCGAAGCUCUUCUAUGAGAAACUUCCCGCCGAUAUCGCCCAGAGGUGGGUUCUUCUGCUAGAUCCCAUGUUUGCUACAGGCGGAUCGGCAACAUUAGCGGUGGAGGUUCUGAAAGCAAAGGGGGUUCCAGAAGAACGCAUACUCUUCUUGAACCUCAUUGCUAGCCCUUCGGGGGUAGCUGAUUUCGCCGAACGCUUCCCCAAGCUCAGAGUGGUGACUGCCUUUAUUGAUCAAGGGCUAGACGAGAAGAAAUAUAUCGUUCCUGGCCUAGGUGACUUUGGCGACAGAUAUUAUACCUUAUAG